AUGACAGCACCACCACCCAUACAAUUAGCUUGCAACUUAAAGCUACCAUAUGAGUUUGAUUUAACACAGUCCAUAUGCGGUGGGAGGCGAAUGUUGCUCAAGCAAAGACCACCAACUUCAGAAUACUGCAUAAUGAUACCUGAGGAAGUAAAUAGGCCCAAUAUGGAGAUUGUGCCUUCUGUGGAUCUUACAAAAGCUUUCACCACUAGCCAAGCUUUUGAAUCCUCCAAAGAUCUUGUUAAUUGGGCCAAAGCUGUAGGUAAAGAGCAUGGCUAUGUUAUUAUUAUUCAGAAGUCGGACUAUGGAUCUGACAAAAGGAGGGCCGUGAUGACACUAGGAUGUGAGCGUGGCGGCAAAUAUAAACCAUCCACAUCGGUGUUAAAGCGAAAUCGGACUGGAACUAAGAAGUGUAAUUGUCCAUUCAGGCUAAGGGCAAGGCGUAGUAAUAAAGAUAAAAUGUGGACGGUGCUUGUGCAUAGUGGGAUCCAUAAUCAUGACACUGCUGAGGUUUUGCAGGGUCACUCAUAUGUUGGCCGUCUAAAUCCAGAGGAAAAAGCGAUGGUGGGAGAAAUGAUUGAAGAAAGGGUCAAGGCCAGUGAUAUUUUGAUUGCUAUAAGGAAACACAACCCAACCAACUUGACUAGAAUUAAACAGAUUUACAAUGAGAAGCAAGCAUACAACAGGUUGAAGAGGGGAUCGUUGACCGAGAUGCAACACUUGAUGAAGUUGUUGGAAGAACACAAAUACGCACAUUGGUCCAGGGUGCAGGAUGGUACUGAUGUGGUCAGAUCUUUGUUUUGGGCACACCCUGAUUCCAUUCACUUAUUCAAUGAGUUUCCUCAUGUUGUGAUUCUGGAUAGUACAUACAAGACCAAUAGGUACAGGAUCCCUUUACUUGAGAUGGUGGGGGUUACGUCGACAAAUUUGACAUACUCAAUUGCUUUUGCGUACAUGCAGAAUGAGCAAAAGGAUGAGGUUGUUUGGGCUGUGAAUAGAUUAAAAGACUUGAUCAUUAAUGAGGACAAUCUGCCGAAGGUCUUUGUUACAGACAAAGACCAAGUUUUGAUGGAAGCAUUGGAAACUGUUUUUCCCGCAGCUCGCUGUCUUCUAUAUGGAAUCGAUUGA
Molecule: messenger RNA, 1125 nt
Organism: Lotus japonicus
Lineage: Eukaryota; Viridiplantae; Streptophyta; Magnoliopsida; Fabales; Fabaceae
Product: protein FAR1-RELATED SEQUENCE 5-like
Exons: 4
Coding region: 1-1125 (374 amino acids)
Molecular function (GO): DNA-binding transcription factor activity, RNA polymerase II-specific
Source: RefSeq, a predicted model, not a curated record